CUUUGCCGCAGACAUUAUUGUACCAUUUAACUUAUUCUUUGUGUUUUGUUGGCAGAGGAAGACAGAACGAGUGAAAAUUUCAUGUCUAUCCUGGAGAAACAGAACCUGGUAUUCCUGUUCCCACUGCUUCAUAUUCAAGCUGAUCUUUUCUCCAAGAUCGAGGAAGAUCCCAGCGUCACUGCAAUCUACAAGUGGGUCAAGGACAAUGUCGACUCUUCCUGGCACACCAAUCCAGAGUUUAUUAACGUACUCACCACUUGCUUGCUGAAGUACGCAACCAAAGACAGUACUCUCGCUGAAGGCGUGGACACAUCACAGGCUCCAGAAAAGGACUUGCUAGACAAGGAGAAAGCCACUUUGAAGAAAUUACUGCCAUUAGUGGAAAAGUUUGUUCACGAGAAAAGUGCCUUGCAAGUCAGCGUGUUGUAUGCAUUGCAAGUGUUUUGCCACAGUCAUAACUUUCCUAAAGGCAUGUUGUUGCGUAUGUUUGUGUUGUUGUACGACACAGAAGUUGUGGAAGAAGAAGCGUUUUUGAAGUGGAAAGAAGAUGUAAGCGAGAAGCAUCCAGGCAAAGGAAAAGCUCUCUUUCAGGUGAACGCAUGGCUGACGUGGUUGGAGACCGCUGAUGAGGAGGGUACAGACUCAGAAGCCGAGUAACCAGGCCUGCACCACCCCUUAGAGGAAAAGAAAAGUAAAGAAAUCUGUCACACGCCCUGUCUAACGCAAAUAAGAUACUUGAGAGAGAAAGCAGUAAGAAAAAAAAAACCAAAACCAAAAAAUUGAAAAACAGUAGAAAAAUACAGUAAAUAGGGAUUUUUAAUUAUCUCUUUUUCCAGAAGUAAUUCGUUUCAGACUCAAGCAACUUGAUCUAGUUCAUUUCACAUGUUACUCAUAAAAAUACGAGCAGUGUUGCUCUGUUCUGCCUGUUUUGUCAUGUUCCCCUUGUCAGUUACCUCUCUAACGUAAUUUACCCAUGUACAUUUCAACGAGGCUACUUUUAAGUGCUAAGCAAAACUCCACCGCGACAAGGCAACGUCUCAAAUAUGUAGCUGAAGCCUUUUGCACACAUGCAUUACUGUUACUGGAAAGCAAACCCUUAUUAACGCGGCUCCAAAAUGUUUAGCUUUAAUUUUUUUUUUCAGUUAACUUGCUUGCUAUUUGCGUACGAUUACAGUACGGCUUAGUGAAUUUGAAUUUGUUUGUAAAUCUCUCUGUAGAUUUUUCGACUGUAAAUUCUAGUCUCCAGUUUGUUUAGUCAGCCCAGGUAAUGACUAACUAUUCUACUUGUUCCAAGUGAACACCAAAGGAAAAAAAAACAACAACAAACCUAGCAGAGUUCUGGUAA
Molecule: messenger RNA, 1345 nt
Organism: Orbicella faveolata
Lineage: Eukaryota; Metazoa; Cnidaria; Anthozoa; Scleractinia; Merulinidae
Product: eukaryotic translation initiation factor 4 gamma 2-like
Cellular component (GO): eukaryotic translation initiation factor 4F complex
Molecular function (GO): mRNA binding; translation initiation factor activity; protein binding
Source: RefSeq, a predicted model, not a curated record